Molecule: messenger RNA, 1962 nt
Organism: Entamoeba invadens IP1
Lineage: Eukaryota; Evosea; Mastigamoebida; Endamoebidae
Exons: 1
Coding region: 1-1962 (653 amino acids)
Source: RefSeq, a predicted model, not a curated record
AUGAAUUUUAUGAUAAUGAACAAAAAAUGUCGAGAAGCAGUGACUACGUUGAUGGUAAAUCCGGAGUUUUAUGAAGAAACAAGUUUCAUGUGGUUUGUAAGCAAAUUUGAACCAAAAACUUUGAACUUUGGCAACAAUAAUAUUUCUGUCAUUAAAAUAUAUAAAAAAGCAAUGAAUAUACCUACCUUUAUUAGAUUCCCAAAUUUUAACUUGGAUUUUUAUGAAGGAGAUUUGCUCAAAAGAGAAAACUAUAAAGUGGUGUGUGAUAUUUUUCAAAAAACGACUUCCAUCCAUUUGAGUGGAGUUAAGGUAAUUUCUUAUAACAGCGAAUUGAACGUUCAAAAAUUUGUUGUCAAAAACUCGAUAUACUUUAGUCAACUCAAAAGACUUGAAGGCGAAUAUGAAGUUGUUCGGCAAUUUCUUCAAAAUUUGGUUGGAAAAGGGUGUGAUAGAUUACACAAAAUUGUGUUAAUAUCUGAUGGUGAAAAUGUCAUCCAACUUGGUAAAAAAUCAUUUGAUAUUUUUUGCGCAAUAAAUUACAUUGUUUAUAAUAAACAAGAUUGUACUGUUUAUGCAAUGGUAGAUCCAUAUGAAAAUGUUGAAAUUUCAAUUAAUCAUUUCUAUUUCAAAAAGAUAAGCUUUUAUACUAAAACUCUACCCGACGAAUUAAACAGUGUUUUCCGUGACAGUAGAAAUCAUGUUAUUGUUGAGAAUGGUAUGCUUCAGAUUGCAGGUCCAGUAGAAGAAACUAAACUUGUCAAUGAAGUGAUCAACAAUGCAUUUGCAGAUAAUGUCGUUCAAUAUGGAUAUAUGGAGACUGAACAUACAUGGAAAUUCCCAGAUUGUGUUUCAACGUAUGGGCUUUUUGCAACUAACACAAACGAAUACAUAGAAGAUUUUUUGUUCAAAGUUGACACAAAUAAUGUUCAACAUAUGUUACUUAUUCAAGCAAAUAAUAUUAGAUUUUCAAAUACAUUUUUAGCACUCAAAACAUUGGAAAUGGAUGAGGUGAAACACAUCUGGUUUGAUAACGAGUGUUCAUUUCAAAACCUUGAACUGAUGUAUAUUAAAUUUUCUUUCAAUAUAUCUAUUAUGUGUACUUUUAAUAUCACUAAGUUAAAGGCACUCAAUUUAAUAAAGUCUUCGAAUAUUGGGAUAACCAAUAAAAUCUAUGAGAAAGGGGUGCUUAAUAUUUUUAAUUGUAAUAAAAUCACUUUUACUCAAAAAAUAAGUGAGACGUUGCAAAUAAAUAUCGACGACUCGAGUGAUAACAUUUUCUUUUUAAAUGACAAACGUAUUGCGGUGUUGUCUUCUACUUUUGAAUCUCCAUAUCUAUUUAGACUCCGGAAAUUUAUCUCACUCUCUUAUAUGUUGUAUAUUGAGAACAACAAAUUUUAUAAAAGUUCCCCUUUUAUGGUCACUGCAAUUUCAUCCAAUUUUUGUGAUGAAAAGUGUGUUCUUCCUUUUCUAUAUUUCCACAGCAAUCACUUCUUCAUAUUACAAGAUGUUAGAUAUUUCGAGGCAAAAGUAGGGUAUGGCUUUUUCUCACUAGGUGUCAUAGACCAACUGAACUACACGGACUUUCCAAAUGAAAGUUUGGGGAACGAUGAGUAUUCAAUUGGAUUUAGGUGGGAUGGCAAAGUGCAUUCAAAGUGUCUCAAACAAGAAUUUCCAGCUUCCACAGACAUAAUCAACAAGUUUAAAAAUGAGUCAGGAAAGACCAACACAAUUGGGUGUGGGAUAUAUAAAGAUGAACAUAGAAACAACAUUUUAUUUUUCACUUUGAACGGCGAGAUCUAUGGAAGGUGUGCAAUUGACUUUAAAACGUACGGUGCAGUUGUGACUGUCUCUGAAAUUGAAAGUUUAGAAAUUAUUGAUGGGAUCACAAGCAAAUUUGCAUUUGAUGUGAUUCAAAUAUUGCCAUCCAACUUGCUGUUUCGUACUCAAGAAGAGAUCGAUUGA